UACCGUAAGAAGCCCGUGCAGAUAGGCUAUAUUCCUGUAAGAACUGUCAACUGAACAGGUGGGACAACUGACUAUCCAGACCGUAACAUCUACGCACAUUUUACUUCAAUUGUGAGGUAUAUCUGCAUUUGGCUAUCAUACUCAUGUCCGCAGAGGAGAAUGAAUGCGUAUGGUCGAAAGAGCAAUCAAGACAGUGUGGUGGUGGUGGUGGUGUGAAGUCAUGGGAGCUGGAGUCUCUUCUUUCUGCCCGGACUCUGCACUUCGUGGAAUGUAUUGGGGAGCAGUACAUGUGCCCUGUCUGCAACAGUGUCGUGCUGAAUCCCCACCAAGCAGGGUGUGGACAUAUAUUCUGCUAUCAGUGCAUCCGUGUACUGUUAGACAGCAAAACGAGUCCAAAGUGUCCAUUAGACAACAUGCUUAUCAAGUCAGACGAGGUGUUUCAGGACAACUGCUGUCGAAGAGAACUGCUAAACCUGGAAGUGUACUGUACAAAUGCAUCAGCCUGCUCACACAAGACCAUUCUAAGCCGUUUGCAGGAACACCUGAAAUGUUGUGAAUAUGAGUCUGUACAGUGCUCAAACUAUGGCUGCACAGAAGUAAUGCAACGAAAAGACCUGAAGGAGCAUCAGAAGAGUGGCUGCGUGUUUCGUCUUGAGCUGUGCACUCACUGUAAAAAACCUUUCCCACUGGGCCAGCUGAAGAAACAUGAACAAGCCAUUUGUCCUGAGGGUGAAGUGGAGUGUCCCAACAAAUGUGUUCAAAGGAUAAAAAGGAAUAAACUCCAUGAGCAUGCUGACCAGUGUCCUGAAGAAGAGAUAGAUUGCUCUUACCGCAAAUAUGGCUGCAGCACCAGGGCCAAGAGAGCUCUUGUUCAAGUCCAUGAAAGUACUGAGUUUAAUCACCAUGUUCUGCUGGUUUUGGAAAGCAAUAGUAUGCUGGAGAAAAAGGUAGAAGAGCUACAGCAAGACCUGGUGCACAGACACAGUGUGCUGCAGAACAGCUGUCUGCUGGUCAACACGCUGGACAGAGAGGUCUCCAAGUGUGACCGCACCAUUUCUGCCCUCACGUGCUCUCUGGAGAAGCAGAGAGAAUGUGUGUCCAGCGUACAGCAGCAACUGCAGGCUCUAAGGUGUGUAUUGAGAACAGACUUUGGCCAAGAGCAGCUGCAGAGCCUGAAAGCCUCGCUGGACUCCCUCAGGCAGCGGGUCGAUGCAGCGGAGGUCCUCCGAGAACAUCUGGGUGAGAGGACAUGUGUUCUGGAGCAGACCUGCCAGCGCCACAGCCGUCUCCUGUCCAUCCAUGUGGAGCAGCUGCAGAACAACGAGGAGCGCUUUCGCCACCUAGAGUCCACCUCGUACGAUGGCAAGCUCAUCUGGAAGAUCCGGGAGUACCGACGCAGGAAAGAGUCUGGCAUCCCGCUCAGCGCACCUCCCUUCUACACCAGCCGCAGCGGCUACAAGCUGAGCGCGCGCGUGUACCUGGGGGGCGACGGGCCCGGCUGCGGGAGCCACCUGUCCCUGUACCUGAUGCUGAUGCGCGGGGACUUUGACUCCCUGCUGCCCUGGCCCUUCCACCAGCCCGUGGUGUUUUCAGUGCUGGAUCAGAGCGGAGCGCGGAGUCACAUCACUAUGGGCUUCACCCCGGACACUGACAAUGACAGCUUCCACCGGCCCCGCAGCGAUGCCAACAAGGCUGCCGGUUACCACCAGUUUGUCUCCCACACCAACUUGGAGGCGCCGAAGAAUGCCGUGUAUGUGCGCGACGACACCCUUUUUAUCAAGGUGCAGGUGGACACAGUGGGACUGGAAGACCUUUAGCAUACUCACAGCUGACCGACAGUUCAGUUAUGUGUCUGUGUUGUAGAUUAGUAGUAAUGCACGGGCUGGGGCCACUGUGGCGCAAGCGGCUUCAGCAUCCAUGCCAGGAGCCAUUGGGGACCCAGGUUUGAGUCUGGCCAGAGGUCAUUUCCUCACCCCACCCCGUCUCUCUCUCCCACUCCCCCAGCUCUCUGUCCCCCUUCACUGUCCUGUCUGCAUGAAGACAAGGCAAAUUGAGAAUUAUGUGUAUUCACAUUUUUCACCCAUUCAGUUUUCAUGAAGUUGUGAGUUAUAGAUAUCUUGUUAAUCUAACCUAAUCUAAGUUAUCGUGUUAAUAAUGAACUUAAAAGUCCCCCACAAUGUGAAUUUUCAACAGGCAGCCUAUAUGUUUUUUUCAAAGCUAAACUCAUGCAUCUUACAAAUACAUCUUUGAAUAUU
This is a messenger RNA of Alosa alosa (allis shad), 2255 nucleotides long. RefSeq names its product Tnf receptor-associated factor 5 (gene traf5). The record is from RefSeq and is a predicted model, not a curated record. Gene Ontology annotation, molecular function: thioesterase binding; zinc ion binding. The transcript is spliced from 11 exons. NCBI's taxonomy places the organism in Eukaryota, Metazoa, Chordata, Actinopteri, Clupeiformes, Clupeidae. Gene Ontology annotation, biological process: tumor necrosis factor-mediated signaling pathway; regulation of apoptotic process; regulation of canonical NF-kappaB signal transduction. Gene Ontology annotation, cellular component: plasma membrane signaling receptor complex. Bases 144 to 1817 code for a protein of 557 amino acids.